Molecule: messenger RNA, 5301 nt
Organism: Brassica rapa (field mustard)
Lineage: Eukaryota; Viridiplantae; Streptophyta; Magnoliopsida; Brassicales; Brassicaceae
Product: calmodulin-binding protein 60 E
Biological process (GO): regulation of salicylic acid biosynthetic process
Cellular component (GO): nucleus
Molecular function (GO): DNA-binding transcription factor activity; calmodulin binding; sequence-specific DNA binding
Source: RefSeq, a predicted model, not a curated record
UGGUUGGUGGUGCAUGCUUAAAAGUCUUAAAACAAAGGCUGUAUGGAUCUGUUUUUUGAUUAUUUGGAUGGAAUGUCAUAAGAAAGUCUGAGGCAGAGGCUAUUGAUGAUCUAAACAGAUUCUUUGUGGCUUACAAGUCAUAAGACAGAGACUAUGGGGAUGGGGAAAAAUGAACCAAUCCUUAGAUGGAAACGAUUAAUAAUGGCUUAAAUAAGACUUGUUGGAUGGGAAAGAAACACGACCAAAAGCUUGAAGAUGUCCGAAGCCAAAGACUCUUGAGAUAUAGACCCAUGGCUAAUAAGAGCUUUAAAAUUCCCCUAUUUGACUUGUGCUGGAUAGAAAAACAACCCAUUGCUUAGAAAGGUCUGUAGACAAAGAGUAUGGGUUGGUUUACAAUUUUCUUGGAUGGAAAGAAAAACGACCAACAACUAAAUUAAGUUUGUCUGAAACGACAAAUACAAUAUGUGGUAGCUUGGAAAAGGGUCCUUGGCGGAAUAAAAAAAAAGUUCAAAGAAAAAUGACAAAGCGGCUUAAAGACAAUUUGCUGGAUGGAAAAGAAAAACGAGCAAUAGCUAAAUUAAGUCGUAAGACAAAUACUAACCAAAAGGCACUUAUGCUCGAUAAAGAUAAGGCUUAAAAGUAUACAAAAACUAUUAGUUGGAUGAACAGAACGACCAACUCUUAAGAUGACAAUAGAAGAUAUUAAGACAAACUCAUAGUCUAGAAAUCAGUCUUAAUAUAGAGAUUCGAUCAAAAAUAGGUUCUGCUGAAAAAUGCCUGAAGUCAAAGACUAUGGGUUGUUAUUGGACUUGCUGAGAAACAAACCAUGGCUUAAAAAAGACUUGAGACAAAGACAAACAACCUAAGUAUGAAAAAGUGCUUGAGCUGGUGUAUAAUAUAAUGGAUGGAAAGAAUUAUCAAUUGUCUGAAUAUGGCUUAAGACACAGCUGAUACAAAAAAACAACCCACGGGUUUGGGAAGUCCCACUGCUUAGAAAGGUCUUAUUAUGUCAAAGACUACCAACGCCUUAAAAAACCAUAACGCAAAGAUUCUUAACACUGAUUAUGAAACAGAAAAAAGAUUCUUACAUAGCGGUUUUAAAAAAAAAAGGCUUUAAGGCAAAGACUCUGCAUGAACCAUUUAUGUUACAAAAAAAAACCCAUUUAUGUUCCAUGGCUGAUAUAGAACGACCCAUGGCUAUAAGAGUUUUGGAGUCUCUAGACAAAGACUGGCCAUUGGCUAUUUGACUUGCUGGAUAGAAGAACAACCCAUUGCUUUGAAAAGUCUGUAGACAAAGAGAAUCGGUUGGUUUACAAUUUUCUUGGAUCGAAAGAAAAACGACCAACAACUAAGUUAAGUUUGUCUGAAACGACACAUACAAUAUGUGGUAGCUUAGAAAAGGGUCCUUGAUGGAAUCAAAAAAAAAGUUCUAAGAAAAAUGACCAGCGGCUUAGACAAAAGCCUUAAACGGAAAAACGACAAAUGGCUUAAAGACUUCAAGUCACUUAUGCUCGAUACAGAUAAGCUUAAAAGUAUACAAAAAAUAUGAGUUGGAUGGAUAGAAACGACUAACUCUUAAGACGACGACAAUAGAAGAAACUAAGACCAACUCACAGUCUGAAAUCAGCCUUAACAUAGAGACUAAAUCAAAAAUAGGUUCUGCUUUAAAAAAUGUCUCAAGCAAAGACUCUUUUCAUCUCCUCUUAUUGUGUUAUUUUGCAGGGCUUGCAAACCUCUCUAUUUAGAUCUCGUUCUUGAGCCUUUGAAUUUGUUUUUUAAACUCUCUUCUCUUAGAGAAAAUAUUCUACUGUCUCUAAUGAUUUAACGUGAAUGAGAUUAUGAACCUUAUGGAAUCUUGUAAAAACCUGCGAGUUUGGUGAAUCAAUUAAAAACCUCAAAAUACCAGUUGAUGAGCGGUAACUAGUUUUCUUAAGAUUGUGGAAGUGAUGAUCCUAAGUUCAAACUUCAAAAAGGAGAUGGAGAAGCAGUUUGUGGGCAGUUUCAGAAGAGCAUAGUCAUCAUCACACGAAUUUUACAUUGGCCGAAGCUAAAAGGAUUGCUUCCCAGUACCAAAAAGGAGGCUGAUAAGUGUAACGCUGCAACAGAAAUUUGCGAGUCAGCUAGGGAGAUAGAGAGCUCAAGCAUUGUUUCUCAAAGAGAAGAAGGUUACUUCUUUGGGGCUUGGAAAGAUGAGUAAGCAUUUCACUGUUUCGUGACUUCUUCUCACUCACUGUGCCCUGGAGAGUUUCUCGUUGCAAGCAAACUAGAUUUUCUCUUCCGCAUAUAGCUCAUGAGAACAUGAGGAUCGCUUAACUCUCAAGGCAAAGUAUUAUAUGUAGAUCUUUUUUUUUGUUUUGCUCUCGAAUCCAAGUAUAGAUAAUGAAAGUGACUUAUUUUGACUUUUCUUCAAAGUUCAGAUAUAUUUUUGUCUAGUAGUCACAUUGGAAGAGAAGUCACCGACUUCUGUAUUUUUAUAAAACCCAACCAUCAAAUUCUUACUAGCCAGAGAUAAAUAUAUGAUUUAAGAUCUAUCUAAACUAGCGUUUUGUGUUUGUUGAGAUUUGCAUCUGAUUGAGACAGCAAGAAUGAUUUGAUUUUAUGAGGAUUUGUAUUAACUGUAAUAACUGAUAUGAACAUGGCCUGUGCAUUAGUAGGUCAAGAGUUACUUACUUGACUCUAUUUUCUUUUCUUUUUUUUUGUAAAGACUUAACAAAUACAUUUUCAGAUGUUAAGAAACAUGAGAAUGUGGGAAGGGGGACAAGUGCAGAGAAGAGACAAAACUGGAGAAGUCAAAAACGCAAUAAGGUUGACAUAAUGCAGCAUAUGAUAGCUCCAGGUAUCACGCCGUAUCAGCUUUCAAUAUUCAUUCAAGCACAAAAACAGCUGCUUUUUUUCUAUAUAAUUCGAUUUUUUUAUACUAGUGUCAGCCAUUAAAAUAGUGUCUCUCUCUAUGCAUUAUUAUAAUGCUCACAUGGACAGAUUCCAUAAAGUUUUUUUUUUAUAAACGCUUUGGAUCUACCAUUAAAGAACAGAUCUCGGUUCAGUGACUUCUGCAAACCGUCCAAAACCCAUGUGGGUUGUCUAGACUCUAUAGCUUGUGGCUAUUUGUUUUAUAUUCAACUUAUGAUGUGUGUUAUGUUUCUUGUGUUCUUCCUCUGAAGCUUCCUUUCGUGGACUUCUGCUGUUUUUUUUUUCUAAUUUUUGUAUAUCUCUUGACACAGAGAUUGUGAUAUCUAUUUUUUUUUCUUAAAUGGAAAGUUCCAUGAACAAGCGUGGAUACGAAUGCAGUCAAGAGGAUGCAGACAACUUGGCAGAAUCGAAGAGACAAAAAGUGCCUGCUUUGGCAAGUGUUAUUGUGGAAGCUGUCAAGGUAGAUAGUCUGCAGAGGCUUUGCUCGUCUUUGGAGCCAUUGUUUCGCAGAAUCGUUAGCGAAGAGGUUGAACGAGCUUUAUCAAAGUUGGGAAAUUCAAAAUUAACGUCCAGAUCACCAGAACCUAAGAGGAUCCAAGGCCGCGAUGGAAGAAACCUUCAACUUCACUUUAAGACGCGAAUGCCUCCUCACUUAUUCACAGGUGGGAAAGUGGAGGGAGAGCGAGGCUCGGCCAUUCAUGUGGUUCUUAUCGAUGCAAACACUGGAAAUGUAGUCCAAACAGGAGAAGAGUCGGCUUCGAAGCUCAAUGUUGUAGUGUUGGAGGGAGACUUCAAUGAUGAGGAUGAUGAAGAUUGGACGAGAGAGCACUUCGAGAGCUUUGAAGUGAAAGAGCGAGAAGGGAAACGCCCAAUCUUGACCGGUGACACGCAAGUAGUGCUUAAGGAAGGUGUGGGAACUCUAGGAGACCUUACUUUUACCGACAACUCGAGUUGGAUCAGGAGCCGAAAGUUUAGGCUUGGUGUUAAGGCCGCUCCAGGGUAUGGUGAUGGCUUUCACAUUCGUGAAGCCAAAACAGAACCGUUUGCUGUCAAAGAUCAUAGAGGAGAAUUAUACAAGAAACAUUAUCCACCGGCUCUACACGAUGAAGUCUGGAGACUGGAUAGAAUAGCCAAAGACGGAGUGCUACACAAGAAGCUACUUAAAGCUAACAUUGUGACAGUGGAAGACUUCCUUCGACUCCUAGUUAAGGAUCCACAAAAGCUGAGAAAUUUGCUAGGGAGUGGAAUGUCGAAUAGAAUGUGGGAGAACACUAUGGAGCACGCAAAGACAUGCGUGUUGGGUGGGAAGCUUUAUGUGUUUUACACGGACCAGACUCACGCUACAGGAGUUGUAUUUAAUCAUAUCUAUGAGUUCCGUGGCCUUAUUGCAAACGGACAGUUCUUAUCUCUCGAGUCUCUUAACCAUGACCAAAAGAUCUCUGCAGACAUUCUGGUGAAGAUAGCGUAUGAAAACUGGCAUAAAGCUGUUGAAUACGAUGGUAAGCUGUUGAAUUGCUUACCAGUGGCCGAGAAGGAGAUAAAAGGCUUACCAGAACCAAAGAUGGUAACAGCACCAACAGCUCAGAACCAUCAGCAGCUGCAUAACCAGAACAAUAGACAAGCCGUGCAGUGUCAUCAGAAUGUUAUACCUUAUUCUCCCCUUCCCCAGCCGAUUGAAUAUCCUCAGUUUGUGCAGCAACAUUGCAGCCAAUUAUUACCCUCACUACCUAGCAACGUACAAGAGUACAACAGCAGGCCGAUGGAAGGUUCCAACGCAUACAAUGGAGAAGAUUGGUGUCGACCAAGAGCCGGACAAGGUCUCGAAGACAUUUUCAGUGAAGAGAUCAGACUGAGGAGUUCUGAGAUGCUCGAGACUGACGAUAUGCAGAGACUGUUGAAGACUUUUGGGAUCGGUAUGAACACUAUGGGAACAACACAAGGCGGGUUUGGUCAGACGGAUGAGUCUUGCUACGGCUACAAUAUGCCGUACCAAGCUCAGAUCGAUAACACGUACAGGAGAGAGCGUAAUAGAGGGUCGGGAAAAGCUGUUGUGGGGUGGCUUAAGCUCAAAGCUGCUUUGAGAUGGGGUAUCUUCAUACGCAAGAAAGCUGCAGAGAGGAGGCCUCAGAUUGUGGAGAUCGAAUGAGAAAAAAGAGAAGAGAGAAGUCUUUUAGGCUUUUCUUUGAUGACAUUUCGUUUUCACGAAAAGCUUUGGAGACGGCUUCUAAAAACACAAGAAAGAGUUCAUCUUUUGGAUGAACAAUUUAAGAGUAGAGAGAAGUGUACUUUGUUUCGUAUUGUAAUGCUUUCUGUUUGCUCUCUUACAUUUCAUGUUAAUUUUUGUUUUUUUUAAUCGUAUUUUAUGUUAAAUUUAUUAACAAUUUAUUCUCA